CAGGCUUCCUGUGUGGGUUAGCAGCUUUUACUUUCCUCCAUUACAUCUUCCGUGGUGAAUAUUAGUGUUUCUGCAGCAGCAAUGUCUUCAUUUCAGUCUCUGAGAGACUUUAUCAGGGAGCGACUGACCGCCGCUGCCGAGGAAAUAUUCACGGAGUUUGAUAAAACCAUCGUGCGGUUCGAGGAAGAGCUGAGUCAUCAUCGGAGGCUGCUGGAAAUCUGCUGGAACCCCAGAAUAAAGCUACACAGAAUAGACCUCACAAAGCCUUGUGUUUGGAAGGAGGAUGACGUUCUCACUGACCAUCAGCUCUCCAGUCCAGAGAUGAACUCCAGAUUGGACCUGAUGCAACCUUUAUCUAUCCAUGAGGAACUGGGGAAACCAGAUGCUCAACAGAUGAAAGAAAACCAAGAACUCGAACCACCACAAAUUAAAGAAGAACAGCAGAAAUCGAUGAUAAAGGAUGAACAGGAGGAACUCUAUAUCAGUCUGGAGAAAGAGCAGCUUGAACAGCGUUGGCCAACUGAUUCCUUCACAGGAGUCACUGUUCAUGAGAAAACAGAGAAGAGGAAACCAGAGUCAUACAAGGACCAACUCACCAUCCAGACUUCCGCAAAGCAUGAGAAACAAAACCAGGGAAGGAGCAACAAUGAAGAAUCUCGAUCAAGCAGAGCUGAGGAACCAGAAGAAAAGAGUUUUCAGCAUUUGAGAGCUGAAACUGGGAAUGUUGUCAGUCCAGAAGCAGAAUGGCAUGAGAUAAUGCACACAAAUUGCAAUAUUUCAGCUUGUAAUGUUUGUGGUAAAGUUUUUGCUCCUAAUUAUUUGAUUGAUCACAUGAGAAUUCACACAGGUAAGAGGCCCUUCUCGUGUCUGACUUGUGGAAAAAGCUUUACAACGGCGGCUACAUUGAAGGUUCACAUGAGAAUUCACACAGGUGAGAAGCCUUUCUCAUGUAUGACUUGUGGAAAACAUUUCAGUGAUAAAGCCUGUUUAUCUCGGCACAUAAGAACUCAUACAGGUGAAAAGCCUUUUUCAUGCUUGAUCUGUGGAAAAGGAUUUCUACAAAGAAGUAAUUUCACUGAACACAUGAAAACUCACACGGGUGAGAAACCUUUCUCAUGUCUGACUUGUGGAAAAAAAUUCAGCUCAAAAGCUAGUUUAUCUCGGCACAUUAGAACUCAUACCGGCGAGAGGCCGUUCUCAUGUUUGACUUGUGGAAAACGUUUUGGCGAUAGAGGAUGUUUAUCUCGGCACAAAAAAAUUCAUACAGGUGAGAGGCCUUUUUCCUGUGGGACUUGUGGAAGACGAUUUAUUCGAAAAAGUCAUUUGACUACUCAUAUGACAACACACCGAGGUGAGCAGGUACGAGUUUAUGAUACUUCAUUCAUGGAAGGGAAUUUGCCAGGAGGGAAAUUGAAUGUCUAACAAAACCAUUUAAUAGGUCUUAUUUUUAUCAUCACCAAAAUUUUCUAUCAUUGUAUGUAAUGGUGUUUUGUUCAUUCAUAUCUGUGUGUAAACUAUAUUUUCGACAGACUGAAUGAAAAAUUAAUGCAGCAGUGCCAAGUGCACUGUCAUGUCCAAUCAAGAAUUAUUCCGGUUUCUAGAAGUGAUAGUUUCCAAUGCAGCGUCAUUAUUGACUGUAGUGUAAAUAUAAAAGAGAUUUUCUUUCUUUUCUUUUUUUUUCUUCCAAAAAAACAUUAAAGCUCACAAUUUCUCUUAAAGAACUGAAAAAGUCCAGUCCUCAAGGGCUGUUGUCCUGCAACUUUUAGAUAUCGCUCUGCUUCAGCACACCUGGCUCCAAUAUUAGCUCAUUAGCAUAGCUCUGUAGUACAUGACUCCAUGCUGGACAGGCAAUCUCACCGCUCUGGCCCUGGAGGACUGUAGUUUGAAAGCACUGAUCUAAAUCUUAACAUAUGUAAACCUCCUCUAUUGAUUUAUGGUUCUACUUUACUCUUGUUCCCUUCUGAAAGCAGUGAAGACAAAAACAUUUUAAUGACCCUUCCUUGUACUUUUAAACUCCAAUCUAUAGUUUUUAACACAUUUACCACAAAACAAUUUAUUGCAUGUUUUUUUUUUUUUUUAUUUCAAACUAAUUACCCAUAAAAAUCCUUUAUCAUUGAAAAUCAAAACUUGUGUUAUCCUUCAUCUUGGAUGUAGAUAAGAGCUUUUACAUGAAGUAUAGCUACACUGGCAACCCCAAAAAAAAUUCACAUGACUAUUUUGAUUAAACAAUUGCAGUGUUUUGUUAUUGUGAGAUCUCAUGCGAAUCAGAAACAUCUUUACACCUUGUCAUCUCUCCUACUCUCUAUUCUUGUUCAUUUUUUCUGUAGUUCUGAACAGAAAAUAGGGAAGUAGUUACUACUUUUCCAGUUCCUGACUAACAUGCUGUCACCAGCUUGGGGCCUUCAAUUAUUCCUUUCAUCAGUAAAUUAAACCCAAGUUCAGUUAACUUCAGGUCCAAGAUGUGCUGGCACACAAACACCAGACUGAGCUCUAGAUGUCUGUGGCAAAAUGGUUGGAAAUAACUCUCUCACCAUAGACAAUAUGUGAAAAGCAAUGAUUCAGUAUUUGUGAACUGGAAGUGUAGACAGAUACUGACAUCUAGUGGAAAGAAGUCAAAUUACAUCUGAAAUUUGUGCAUCUCGAUGGCAUAUACAAUAUUUUUUAAUUGAUGGUCAAAUUCCUAUUCUUAUGUAUUUUCUGAUUCUAAUGCAAUUAAUCUUGUUUGUAUUUUCCUGUAAAAAACUUUAAAUUGUGCAUUAAAGGUGUUCCAAA
Molecule: messenger RNA, 2772 nt
Organism: Poeciliopsis prolifica (blackstripe livebearer)
Lineage: Eukaryota; Metazoa; Chordata; Actinopteri; Cyprinodontiformes; Poeciliidae
Product: zinc finger protein 892-like
Exons: 2
Coding region: 82-1422 (446 amino acids)
Biological process (GO): regulation of transcription by RNA polymerase II
Molecular function (GO): DNA-binding transcription factor activity; RNA polymerase II cis-regulatory region sequence-specific DNA binding
Source: RefSeq, a predicted model, not a curated record